This is a messenger RNA of Haliotis rufescens (red abalone), 2748 nucleotides long. Its product is annotated as arylsulfatase J-like. NCBI's taxonomy places the organism in Eukaryota, Metazoa, Mollusca, Gastropoda, Lepetellida, Haliotidae. The coding region runs from base 644 to 2149 and encodes 501 amino acids. The record is from RefSeq and is a predicted model, not a curated record. The transcript is spliced from 15 exons.
UCCAGAGAUCUCUAUGCGUUCACUCUGCAUGUUUCACCAUUGUGGUUUUCAAGAGAAAUGGCAACAUUUAUGGAAAUUCAUAAAAUAUAUUACCGAUAUUCACAAAGGGAAGAUGCAUGAAUAGCAUUACGCUCUGUGUAGAUCUACAGCGCAUGACAUUUAAUUUUACACGGACUAAUAAUGAAAGUCACAGGUGGUGCAACUAUCAUUUGUUGGAUAUGAUCAGCGAAGCCUGCGUACAUUGAGGUAUAUACGUACUGUACUUUAUCGUGUAGACUGUUGUGUUUGACACUGCUAGUUAUUGUCAAUAGUGAUAUUCACUGCCUGAACAGUGCGCCUGUGUUAGUUUCACGGUCUCAACAGUGUCUGCGACAGUUUCGUCUUGUUAACAGUGUCUGUGAUAGUUUCAUCUUCUCAACAGUGUAUCUGAGAGAGCUUCACCUUGUUAACAGUGUGCCUGUGGCCAAGAUGUGUAAUUGUUCCCACUGACAAGGUGCCAAAAGACAUAACCAUUAUCUUGUAUCUGAGAGAGCUUCACCUUGUUAACAGUGUGCCUGUGGCAACGUGUCAUCAGCGUGUUCACAAUCACCGCAUCGACAGUGCCAGGAAGAGCCAGUGUGUGUGAAGGGUUUGUCUGGCGGACAUGGCGAUGUGGCUAAGUGAGAUCUACACCUGUAUGUGGGUGUUCAGCCAGGUGUCACUAUCAGCUGCAGCUGGGAGAGAGAAUAACGGCAGACCCAACAUUGUCCUCAUUCUUGCUGAUGAUUUAGGCUGGAACGACGUUGGCUACCACAAUCCCGACAUGAAGACCCCCAACAUCGACCGCCUGGCAGCGCAAGGUAUCAAGUUGAACCAGUCCUACACACAGUCUAUAUGCACACCCACAAGAUCAGCUCUGAUGACAGGCAGAUACCCUUUUAAGACGGGAAUGCAACACGGCGUGCUGCUGUCGAAUGACAAUGCCUGUCUCCCCACACAACACCAGCUGCUGAGCGAGGAUCUCCGACACCAUGGCUACUCCACUCACCUGGUCGGCAAAUGGCACCUGGGGUUCUGCAAGUGGGCGUGUACUCCCACCUACCGUGGGUUUGACACCUUCUUCGGGUACUACUCAGGGGCCCUCGACUACUACACCAAAACAUAUGCAUCCGACUACACCGGGCACCCCUACCUGGAUCUGCGUGACGACAUCUACCCUGCCUGGACGUAUUCCUAUAACACCUCCUACUCCACACACAUGUUCACAGGUCGGGCCACUGAUGUGAUUAAUCAACACAAUACUUCAACACCUCUAUUCCUGUAUCUCUCUCUUCAAAACCCGCAUUUCCCCCUGCAGGUGCCGGAGAAGUACACGAAUAUGUACCCGGAUGUAGUGAACGAGAGAAGACGGACCUAUUGUGGAAUGGUGUCGGCGCUGGAUGAAGGCAUUGGGAACGUCACGGCGGCGUUGGAGGAGCGAGGCAUGAUGGACAACACUCUCAUACUGUUCUUAUCUGAUAAUGGACCUGACAUGGGUUUCCAUGGCAAUAGUUUUCCUCUGAGGGGAGCAAAGUUCUCAAUCUGGGAGGGUGGUCACCGAUCGGUCGGUUUUCUGCACGGCGCGGGGCUGCAGAAGACGGGAGUCACAUAUGACGGGUUGGUGCACGUCGUGGACUGGCGGCCGACUCUGAUGGCGGCGGCGGGAGGAGGUAAAGUGGCGCCAGAAGCUGAUAUCGAUGGGAUGAACCUCUGGGAAAACAUUCGGACUGGAUCACUUUCCCCGAGAACAGAGUUUGUCUACAAUCUGGACGAUGUUCAGGACGACUUUUUUAAUGUUGGUAACGCGGCGUUGAGAGAUGGCGACUACAAACUCAUCCUCGGUUAUUCGGGGUCAUAUAAUGAUUGGUACACGCCUCAAAAUAACACAGAAGACGAACCACUGCAUUUGGGAUGUUAUAUUGCGGGGGACCACCCAGAACAGCUGUAUAACCUGAGAGAGGACCCCACAGAGCGGAGGAACAUAGCGCUGCAGGAGCCCGAGGUGGUCGCUAAGCUGAAACUCAAGAUUAAUCAGUACCGAAAAAUGAUGGUCCCUGCACAAACAAGACAAUGUUCACCAUCAGCUGAACCAGUUCUCCACGGCGGUGUGUGGUCCCCAGGGUGGUGCUAAUAUCCCCAUGCCCCCUAGACUCUUCUUAUGUCCUGUCCCUCGAUACAUAUAGUCCCUGAUGUCCUUUGCUAGCCCCGAUAGCUCUCGAUGUCCCUUGCUAGCCCCGAUUGCCCACGAUAGCGCCUGAUGGCCCUUGCUUGCCCCUGAUGGUCCUUGCUCGUCUUGCCAGCCCCGAUAGCCCCAGAUGGUUCAUGCUUGCCCCAGAUCACCCAUGCUAGCCCCACAAGACCCUUGUUUGACCCAGAUGUCCCUUGCUAGCCCGAGAUGGCCGUUGCUACCCCCGUUAGCCCAAGGUGGCCCUUGCUAGUUUUUGAAGACGUACGUUCUUGGCGUCAUCUGAUUUCCCAGAUGUCUUCUCCUGGCGGCCCCGAAGAUGCUGCUCAUUAUGCCCUCUGACAAGUGUGGGCCAUCUGUUUACCGAGACGAAGUUGUAUUUCUAGACUGGGAAUGCGUAGCUAGCGUUCUUUAUGUCGCAGUCCAAUGGACUUAAACAGAUACCCUGAAUAAAAUACAUUGGCACUUUUUUAUCAAUAAAAAGGAUACACCAACAUAGAGCGUGAGUGAGUGAGUGAGUGAGUAACUGCGUGACCAGUAGGUUA